UGACAUCCAUCAAGUGAUCGUACACAGUCGUUCCAUACUGUAUCCACUCUUUCCAACACAGCUUCAUCGAGCAUCCACAUUCUUUCAGCUAUUCUUACUACAUCUAUCCCCAUACAUACUUAAUCCUACUCCAACACCCCUUUCAAAAUGAAGUACACAACGGCCAUCCUCGCCCUCGCGGCCGCCGUCUCCGCCCAAGGCAUUUCAGACAUCCCAUCGUGUGCGCUCGCCUGUGUUGCCACUGGUGUGCAAGGUGUAGGAUGCAGCAUCACCGACUUCAAGUGUGCCUGCGGCAAGGCUGAUCAGCUGACACCCGCUAUCACGCCGUGUGUCCAGUCUGCGUGCAGCGCGGCUGAUGAAGCGAAGGUCAUCACUGUCCUUGGAGGCAUCUGCGCAGCUGCGGGUGUGCCUAUCAAUGUCUCUACGCCGCCUGCAAGCUCGGCUGCUCCAGCUACGUCAGCACAAGUAGUUGAAUCCAGCGCCCCUGUCUCGUCUGCUCCCGUUGCCACUACCUCAGCCAUUGAUACCUACCCAACCGCCUCUGCCGACUCUUGCGCCGUCGUCACCAUCACCACCACCGUCACCCUUGGCAAGCCUAAGCAUUCAUCCAUCCCUGCCCCAACUGCUCCUUACCCGACCGGUCCUGCUCCGUACCCAUCCUCCCCGACUGGAACUGGUUCCUCCUACGUAGCUCCUACCGGCACUGGCUCGUACACAUCACCACCUCUGUUCACCGGCGCCGCCAGCGCUAUUAAAGUGCCCGCGGGUGUUGCGGGUUUGAUGGGCCUUGUUGCUUAUCUUUUGUAAGUGUGCCGUUGUGACGAGUGGGGAUUUAUCCUCUGAGAGGGUAAGGGAGAUGGAUUGGAGCAUUUUUUGUGUAUAGUGAUACCCGUCCGGGUGUGCAACCUUGUAUGUAUGAAGAAUGUAGCCAUAAUU
Molecule: messenger RNA, 936 nt
Organism: Lindgomyces ingoldianus
Lineage: Eukaryota; Fungi; Ascomycota; Dothideomycetes; Pleosporales; Lindgomycetaceae
Exons: 2
Coding region: 148-807 (219 amino acids)
Source: RefSeq, a predicted model, not a curated record